AUGUUAUGGCUAAGUGAGCAACAGAAAUUCGGAGCAUUCUUCACAGCUGCUGGUGUGGUAUUGUUCACCCUUGGGGUGAUGUUUUUUUUUGAUUCUGGUCUUCUUGCUAUGGGUAAUGUGUCAUUUCUUAUUGGUGUGACAUUGUUGAUUGGUCCUCAAAAGGCUUUGGGAUAUUUUAUGAGACCAACAAAGAUAAGAGGCACCAUCUGCUUUGCCAUUGGAAUUUUUAUGAUUUUCAUGAAACAUGCUUUCAUUGGGUUUGCCAUAGAGUGUUUUGGUAUCUUGUUUUUAUUUGGCGAUGUUUUGAACAUAAUUGUGACAUUUUUAAGAAGCAUGCCAGUGAUCGGCCCAAUCUUGUCACAUCCAAGCGUCGCUCCAUUUAUUGAUAAAAUUGCCAAUGUCAAUGUUUUGCCUGUGUGA
Molecule: messenger RNA, 420 nt
Organism: Saccharomycopsis crataegensis
Lineage: Eukaryota; Fungi; Ascomycota; Saccharomycetes; Ascoideales; Saccharomycopsidaceae
Gene: GOT1
Product: Got1p
Exons: 2
Coding region: 1-420 (139 amino acids)
Biological process (GO): retrograde transport, endosome to Golgi; endoplasmic reticulum to Golgi vesicle-mediated transport
Cellular component (GO): endoplasmic reticulum; Golgi cis cisterna; COPII-coated ER to Golgi transport vesicle
Source: RefSeq, a predicted model, not a curated record